GGUGAAGCCGGGCUCAUGAUAUAAAACAUCCAUGCUCUGAACAAACAGUUUUGCCAGGGGCCUGGUUACCUGGCAUUGCUUUUGCUGAUCCCUUGUCAUCACCUGUUCUUAACAAUCUGGCAUCACCCUUGCCCCCCACCCCCCCACACAUGCUUUUGACAUCUGCCCCUGAAAUGACCUCAGGAAAAGGUGAGGCUGGUCCCGAAAAACUGGGCGCUUACUCCAGCCUCCUCGGGUGGUGUUUCAUUAACCCCGCAGACUUGAGGGAUGAGGGAGAUGGUAGUAACAGAUCUGUGUCCUGCCUCUCAGCUCCAUUUCGCAUCGCGGCUCUCUGGCAGAAUCUGGAAUAGGCUGAUUAGCUGGUAUCUCAGGACACGAUGUAAGAGCUCAAAACAUGCAAAUUGGUUACGGGGCAUAAAUAGACUUUGCUGAGCUCACCCUGGCCGUCUUUGCAGGCUCCGGGGCCCGUUCACUAGGGCAGUCGGGGUGGCAGGAGGCAGGGCGGGAGCGCCAUGCAGCUUGGAGCUCCUCACCUCCAUUGGACGUGUGUGCCUCCCUUCUGCAGCGGCAGGACGCUCGCUCCCCGCCCGACCGGCCGGCACCUGCAGCUGGGGCCGCACCCCCACCCGCACCCUCCACGCACCCCCUCCGCUGGGCUUGGCAGCCGGUGCCUUCUCUCCGGAGAUCGCUUCGCAUUAACUUUCCCAUCUGACAUAAUAAUGGAGAGAAAAUGAAGAGAUCCCAUUAGCGGCUGGCUAGCUGGCUGGAGGGCUGGCGGGCGAGCGCGGGGUCCGGGAGCCGGAACCCGCGCCGGAGCCCGAGCCCGAGCCCGAGCCCGAGCCGAGCGGAGGGAGCCUGUAUUUUUAGCCAGAUGCCGCGUAACUUGCUGGCGCUCCCCGCGCCGCCGAGCAGAUAACGGGGGAGGGGGAGCAGGGAACCGGGCUCGGAUUUCAGCGCGGGCGCCGGACGAUGGCAGCGAGACAGGGCAGGUCCGGUCCAGACCCUGCGGCCGAUGCUGCUACCAGCUUUCUGAGGGCAGCAAGAUCAGGGAACUUGGACAAAGCUUUGGAUCACCUGCGGAAUGGCGUAGACAUUAACACCUGUAACCAGAAUGGGCUGAACGGCUUGCACCUGGCCUCUAAAGAAGGCCACGUGAAGAUGGUGGUUGAACUUCUGCACAAAGAAAUCAUUCUAGAAACGACAACCAAGAAGGGGAACACGGCUCUGCACAUCGCCGCCCUCGCUGGUCAGGAUGAGGUGGUCCGGGAGCUGGUCAACUAUGGCGCCAAUGUCAACGCCCAGUCACAGAAAGGCUUUACACCCCUCUACAUGGCAGCACAAGAGAAUCAUCUGGAAGUGGUUAAGUUUUUACUGGAAAAUGGAGCUAAUCAGAAUGUAGCCACAGAAGACGGCUUCACCCCUCUAGCGGUGGCUCUUCAGCAGGGCCACGAGAAUGUGGUGGCCCACCUCAUCAACUACGGGACGAAAGGGAAGGUACGCCUGCCCGCCCUGCACAUCGCGGCGCGCAACGACGACACCCGGACAGCUGCAGUGCUGCUGCAGAAUGACCCCAACCCAGACGUGCUUUCCAAGACGGGAUUCACCCCCCUCCACAUCGCAGCUCACUACGAGAACCUCAACGUGGCCCAGUUACUCCUCAACAGGGGUGCCAGCGUCAACUUCACGCCCCAGAACGGCAUCACGCCACUGCACAUCGCCUCCCGCAGGGGGAACGUGAUCAUGGUGCGGCUCCUGCUGGACCGUGGGGCCCAGAUAGAAACGAGGACCAAGGAUGAAUUGACACCUCUCCACUGUGCAGCUCGGAAUGGGCACGUGCGAAUCUCAGAGAUCCUGCUGGACCACGGGGCCCCCAUCCAAGCCAAAACCAAGAAUGGCUUAUCCCCCAUUCACAUGGCGGCUCAGGGAGACCACCUUGACUGUGUCCGACUUCUAUUGCAAUACAACGCUGAGAUAGAUGACAUCACCCUGGACCAUCUGACCCCACUCCACGUGGCAGCGCACUGCGGCCAUCACAGAGUAGCCAAGGUCCUUUUGGAUAAAGGAGCCAAACCAAAUUCCAGAGCCCUGAAUGGCUUUACCCCCUUACAUAUCGCCUGCAAGAAGAACCACAUCCGUGUCAUGGAGCUGCUACUGAAGACCGGGGCCUCCAUCGACGCCGUCACUGAGUCUGGCUUGACACCUCUCCACGUGGCCUCCUUCAUGGGGCAUCUGCCCAUCGUGAAGAAUCUUCUGCAGCGGGGGGCGUCACCCAACGUCUCCAACGUGAAAGUGGAGACCCCGCUGCACAUGGCAGCCAGAGCAGGACACACGGAAGUGGCCAAAUAUUUGCUCCAGAACAAAGCCAAAGUCAAUGCCAAGGCCAAGGAUGACCAGACCCCACUGCACUGCGCGGCUCGCAUCGGCCACAUGAACAUGGUGAAGCUCCUGCUGGAAAAUAAUGCCAAUCCCAACCUGGCCACCACUGCCGGGCACACCCCCCUGCACAUUGCGGCCCGAGAAGGCCAUGUGGAGACGGCCCUGGCCCUUCUGGAAAAGGAAGCAUCCCAGGCAUGCAUGACCAAGAAAGGAUUUACCCCUCUCCAUGUGGCGGCUAAGUAUGGGAAGGUUAGGGUGGCGGAGCUGCUGCUGGAACGGGACGCGCACCCAAAUGCUGCAGGAAAAAAUGGCUUGACUCCCCUGCACGUGGCCGUCCAUCACAACCACCUGGACAUCGUCCGGCUGCUGCUUCCCCGGGGUGGCUCCCCGCACAGCCCCGCUUGGAAUGGCUACACCCCUUUGCACAUUGCUGCCAAGCAGAACCAGAUGGAGGUGGCCCGCAGUCUGCUGCAGUAUGGGGGGUCAGCGAAUGCCGAGUCGGUGCAAGGUGUGACCCCCCUUCACCUGGCCGCCCAAGAGGGUCACGCGGAGAUGGUGGCUCUGCUGCUUUCCAAACAAGCCAAUGGCAAUCUGGGGAACAAGAGCGGACUCACCCCCCUCCAUCUGGUAGCACAAGAAGGCCACGUUCCAGUGGCGGACGUGCUCAUCAAACACGGUGUCACCGUGGACGCCACCACCCGGAUGGGUUAUACUCCACUCCACGUGGCCAGUCAUUAUGGAAAUAUCAAGCUGGUGAAGUUUCUGCUACAGCACCAGGCAGACGUCAAUGCCAAGACUAAGCAAGGAUACAGUCCCUUGCACCAGGCGGCCCAACAAGGACAUACAGACAUCGUGACACUGCUUCUCAAAAAUGGUGCUUCCCCAAACGAGGUCAGCUCGAAUGGAACCACACCUCUGGCAAUAGCCAAGCGCUUGGGCUACAUUUCUGUCACAGACGUGCUCAAGGUUGUCACGGAUGAACCCAGUUUUGUGCUAACCAGUGACAAGCACCGGCUGAGUUUCCCUGAGACGGUAGAUGAGAUCUUGGAUGUCUCUGAAGAUGAAGGGGAAGAACUCAUCUCCAAGGCUGAGAGGCAGGAUUCCAGGGAUAUAGAUGAAGAGAAGGAGCUGCUGGAUUUCGUGCCGAAGCUGGACCAAGUGGUCGAAUCUCCAGCCAUCCCCAGGAUCCCUUGUGUCACACCUGAGACAGUGGUGAUCAGAGCAGAAGAGCCGGAACAGGCGUCUAAGGAGUAUGACGAAGACUCACUCAUCCCCAGCAGCCCGGCCACAGAGACCUCAGACAACAUCAGCCCCGUGGCCAGCCCCGUCCACACAGGGUUUCUGGUGAGCUUUAUGGUGGACGCCCGCGGAGGCUCCAUGAGGGGCAGUCGUCACAACGGCCUGCGGGUGGUGAUCCCGCCCCGGACGUGCGCCGCGCCCACUCGAAUCACCUGCCGCCUGGUCAAGCCCCAGAAACUGAGCUCGCCGCCCCCGCUGGCUGAGGACGAGGGCCUGGCCAGCAGGAUCAUUGCGCUGGGGCCCACGGGGGCCCAGUUCUUAAGCCCCGUGAUCGUGGAGAUCCCCCACUUUGCCUCCCAUGGCCGCGGGGACCGUGAGCUUGUGGUGCUACGCAGUGAAAACGGCUCUGUGUGGAAGGAACACAGGAGCCGCUACGAAGAGAGUGACCUGGAUAUGGAUCAGCUCCUCAAUGGGAUGGACGAAGAGCUGGGGAGCCUGGAGGAGCUGGAGAAGAAGAGGGUGUGCCGUAUCAUUACCACGGACUUCCCCUUGUACUUCGUGAUCAUGUCACGGCUCUGCCAGGACGAUGACACCAUUGGCCCUGAAGGGGGCCUCCUGAAGAGCAAGCUGGUCCCGCUGGUGAUGGCAACGUUCCCAGAAAAUGCUGUCAUCAAGAGAGUGAAGCUGGCCCUGCAGGCCCAGCCUGUGCCAGAUGAACUGGUCACCAAACUCCUGGGCAACCAGGCCACGUUCAGCCCCAUUGUCACCGUGGAGCCGCGGCGCCGGAAGUUCUACCGCCCCAUCGGGCUUCGGAUCCCGCUCCCUCCUUCCUGGAUGGACAACCCGAGGGACAGCGGGGAGGGGGACACCACCAGCCUGCGUCUGCUCUGCAGUGUCACUGGAGGAACAGACCAAGCCCAGUGGGAAGAUAUAACAGGGACAACCAAGCUCGUGUACGCCAACGAGUGCGCUGCCUUCACCACCAACGUCUCUGCCAGGUUCUGGCUGUCCGACUGUCCCCGGACUGCAGAAGCUGUGAACUUCGCCACUCUGCUGUACAGGGAGCUCACCGCGGUGCCCUACAUGGCCAAGUUUGUCAUUUUUGCCAAGAUGAAUGACCCCCGCGAAGGGCGUCUGCGCUGCUACUGCAUGACAGAUGAUAAAGUGGACAAGACCCUGGAGCAGCACGAGAACUUCGUCGAGGUGGCUCGGAGCAGGGACAUAGAGGUUCUGGAAGGAAUGCCUCUCUUCGCAGAGCUCUUUGGGAACCUGGUCCCCGUCAGAAAAGCUGCCCAGCAGCGGAGUUUCCAGUUCCAGUCAUUUCGGGAGAACCGUCUGGCCAUACCUGUGAAGGUGAGGGACAGCAGUCGAGAACCAGCAGGGUCCUUGUCAUUUCUGCGCAAGGCCAUGAAGUAUGAGGACGCCCAGCACAUUCUCUGCCACUUAAACAUCACCAUGCCCCCCUGUACCAAGGUGAGCAGUGCCGAUGAGAGGAGAAGGACUCUGACGCCGCUGGCCCUGAGAUACAGCAUUCUCAGCGAAUCCUCACUGGGUUCCCUCAGUGGGACAGACCGAGCAGAUAUGAAGAUGGCUAUUAUAUCAGAACACCUUGGCCUCAGCUGGGCGGAGUUGGCUCGGGAGCUGCAGUUCAGCGUGGAGGACAUCAACAGGAUCCGCGUGGAAAACCCCAACUCCUUGUUGGAACAGAGCGUGGCCUUGUUGAACCUCUGGGUCAUCCGUGAAGGCAAAAACGCGAACAUGGAGAAUCUGUACGCAGCCCUGCGGAACAUUGACCGGAGUGAGAUCAUGAACAUGCUGGAGGGCUCCGGCAGACAAAGCCGCAAUCUGAAACCUGAGCGAUGGCACGGGGACCGGGACUACUCUUCGUCACCCUCCCAGAUGAAUGGUUACUCCUCGCUGCAGGACGAGCUGCUGUCCCCUGCCUCCCUGCACUACGCGCUUCCCUCUCCGCUGCGUGCAGACCAGUACUGGAACGAGGUGGCCGUCAUAGACGCCAUCCCCUUGGCGGCCACGGAGCAUGACGCCAUGCUGGAGAUGUCUGACAUGCAGGUGUGGUCCACAGGCCUCACACCCUCCCUGGUCACUGCUGAGGACUCCUCUCUGGAGUGCAGCAAGGCCGAGGACUCUGAUGCCACCGGCCACGAGUGGAAGCCGGAGGGGGUGCUCUCCGAGGGACCCCAGGGCCCCACGCUGGGCUCUCUGGACCUUGUGGAGGAUGACACAGUGGAUUCAGAUGCCAUAAAUGGCCUUAUCGAUUUGCUUGACCAGGAAGAAGGUCAGAGGUCAGAAGAGAAGCUGCCAGGUCAUGAGAGGCAGGAGGACUCCGCAGGUGCAGGGCAGGCCUCAGAGAAUGAAGUGUCUCUUGUUUCAGGCCAGGCGACGGUGCAAGCCCACAUCACAGAGUCCCCCAGCGUGAGUCGGGUGAUGGAGACGAGCCAGGACAGACUGCAGGACUGGAAUGAGGAAGGCUCCAUUGUCUCAUACCUGCAAGAUGCUGCCCAAGGUUCCUGGCCAGAGGAGGUCAGCCAAGGCACACACUCCUUCCAGAGCACGGUCACCACCAUCCAAGAGCUGGAGCCCAGUGGGUCUCAGGAGUUUGAGAAGGUCCUGGUGUCUGCAACUGAGAGCAGGGAACGGAGACGACAGAGCCACCAAGCGUGGGUUCAGGAGGCUCAGAGCACGUUCUCCCAGAUGGCAGAGGGGAGUGAGUUUCAGAAUAUUCCAGGCGAGCAGGUGACAGAAGAACAAUUCACAGAUGAGCAGGGCAACAUUGUCACCAAGAAGAUCAUUCGCAAAGUCAUUCGGCAGAUAGACUCGUCCGGUGCCGAUGACACCCAGGAGCUCGAGGAGGUGGAGCUGCGAGGGAGUAGCCUGCAGCCGGACCUGAUAGAGAGCAGGAAGGGGGCUCAGAUAGUAAAGCGGGCCAGCCUAAAAAGGGGGAAGCAGUGAUCUCUAGCCCCUCCCCUCAAAUGGCCUCUUUGGAGGAUCACACCUCGACACCCAACCCUUGAACUCCACACACUCUGCCAUGCACACGGGAGGAGAGCUGGAGCGGAGGGCUACGGAAGUGGCACACCUGUUCCUCUAGGCUGAUGGCAUGAUCUCUGUAAGGGACUUCCUUUAGUCUCCUAUUCGCAUGAAAGACUGACUGUAGACGCAUGACCUACAGUCCUCAAUCCUGCCUCUAGUGACGACGGAUCUCUGUUGGGAAUCAGGACAAACGCCUCAAGAAGGGGGGUGGGGAGAAAGAGAGGGAUAGAAAACCAGCGCGAGAGCGUGUGAACGCAAAAGUGAACAAGGGCUCUUUUGUGCUUGGGGAUGAUAUAUUUUUUAAAAUCA
This is a messenger RNA of Ailuropoda melanoleuca (giant panda), 6975 nucleotides long. RefSeq names its product ankyrin 1 (gene ANK1). NCBI's taxonomy places the organism in Eukaryota, Metazoa, Chordata, Mammalia, Carnivora, Ursidae. The transcript has 43 exons. The record is from RefSeq and is a predicted model, not a curated record. The coding region runs from base 970 to 6585 and encodes 1871 amino acids. Gene Ontology annotation, biological process: signal transduction. Gene Ontology annotation, molecular function: protein binding.